This is a messenger RNA of Magnolia sinica, 1414 nucleotides long. Its product is annotated as glycerophosphocholine acyltransferase 1-like. Gene Ontology annotation, biological process: phosphatidylcholine biosynthetic process. The record is from RefSeq and is a predicted model, not a curated record. Lineage: Eukaryota; Viridiplantae; Streptophyta; Magnoliopsida; Magnoliales; Magnoliaceae. Bases 86 to 1189 code for a protein of 367 amino acids. The transcript is spliced from 8 exons.
AAGCCAGCAGCUGUCAACCUCCCUUCGUUGCUACCUCUCCGUCUUCAAUAAAAAAACAGGGGAGAACAAAGAAAAAAACGAAAAAAUGGCCGGCGAAGAGGCCGCGGACGAUACAGCAGAUUACUUUCGCAAGAAAAUCUCCCACUCAAACAUGAGAGUUGCUCAAACGAAGGAGAUAUUGUCGAAACAAGCGAUCCAAACCAAAGAAAUUUUGUCGAAGCAAGCCGAAAAGAUCGCAAAGCAGGCCGAAGAGCAUGAGCGCUUCAUUAAUAAGGUGACCCAUCUGUUGAGUGUUCUUGGAUUCGGUGCUUUUUGCUUCCUAUUGGGAUCCAGACCACAUGACAUUCCAUAUGUAUAUUGUUUGUUCUAUGUAACCUUUGUUCCUCUCCGAUGGAUAUACUAUCGAUACAAGAAAUGGCAUUACUAUCUUCUGGACUUUUGCUACUAUGCUAAUACAAUUUUCUUGGUUAUGCUUCUAUUAUAUCCAAGAAACGAAAAGCUUUUCAUGGUUUGCUUCUCAUUCGCAGAAGGACCUUUGGCGUGGGCAUUGAUUGUUUGGCGUUGUAGCCUGGUAUUUAGUUCCGUCGACAAGAUUGUGUCUGUUCUGAUACAUCUUUUACCUGGGAUAGUUUUCUUCACCAUUCGUUGGUGGGACCCGACGAUGUUUGCAGCCGUGCACCCGGAGGGAAAUGCAGUGCAUCACAGAGCUUCAUGGCCUUAUGUAACAGAGAAGUCCCACCUGUGGAUGUGGCUGUUUAUCAUCCCUUUGGCUGCUUACACCCUCUGGCAGCUUCUUUACUUUCUCAUUGUUAAUGUGUUGCGUCGACAGAGACUGUUGAGGGAUCCUGAAGUAAUGACUUCGUACAGGGAACUCUCCAAGAAAGCAAAGAAAGCGAAUAAUGUGUGGUGGCGUUUGAGCGGGUUGCUCGGGGACCAGAACCGAAUGUUCAUGUAUAUAUUGCUCCAAGCAGCUUUCACCAUUGCGACCAUGGCCCUCACUGUCCCCAUCUUCCUGUCGUAUGAGAUGCACGUUACAUUCCAAAUACUCAAGGUCUCCGCCUCCAUUUGGAACGGUGGAAGCUUCCUUUUAGAAGUGAUGCCAAGGCAGGUGGUGCUCAAGGAGGGUAAGAAAUUGGAGACGAAACCCAUACAGCAGCAGCAGCAGCCAGACCAGGCUGAUGUCAAAUAACCUGAACCAUCGUUGUGACCGGUCAAUGACGGUGAUGCCCAUUGCCCGAUAACAUUCUGCUUGAGCCGCUGAAAUACCGUAUGUUUUAUGCUAAUUUUCUAUGUAGGACGACCACUUUGAAUGAUGUUUCUCCUUCACUUUUUUUAUUAUUCGCAAGUAGUGUUAAUGGCUAAGUCAUUGAACGCUCGAACGUUCAAUUUCUAUGCACGCAUCACACAUUUAACA